Molecule: messenger RNA, 4304 nt
Organism: Nymphalis io (European peacock)
Lineage: Eukaryota; Metazoa; Arthropoda; Insecta; Lepidoptera; Nymphalidae
Product: MPN domain-containing protein CG4751
Exons: 7
Coding region: 83-2773 (896 amino acids)
Biological process (GO): double-strand break repair
Cellular component (GO): BRISC complex; BRCA1-A complex
Molecular function (GO): polyubiquitin modification-dependent protein binding; metallopeptidase activity
Source: RefSeq, a predicted model, not a curated record
UGUAUAUGUUUCCUGUAUGAUGUUUAUUAAUUAUUAUCAGCUGUUAUAUUUACAAAAUCAUCCUUUUUAAGUAAAAAUAACCAUGGAUUUACAAACAUCGCACUUAGCCGCAGCUUUAAUGUCAGGAAAUAAUGUCUUUAAUAUACCACAACAAGAAUCUGCCGGUGGAACAACAGACACUGGUAACGGAGAAAGUAAAAAGGAAAAGGCCAAUGAAACUCAAAAAGAAAGCACUUUUGAAGAAAAAGAGGAACUAGAAGAAGAAGAGUUUUCUGACGAGGAGUCUGAAGCACAACCAGGAAACAAAUCUAUUCCUGGUAGAGGUGUUACUCUACAAAUGCUUUUAGAAGAUAAAAUGUUAGAACCAGGCAUUGCAGCAAUGACUAUAGAAUAUCUGGGGCAAAAAUUUGUUGGUGAUUUACAACCUGAUGGUAAAAUCAAGUCACAUGAAACAGAAACAAUUUUUUGUUCUCCUUCUGCCUGGGCUAUACAUUGCAAAAGAAUUAUUAACCCCGAUAAAAGAUCUGGCUGUGGUUGGGCCUCAGUAAAAUAUAAAGGCAAAAAACUUGAUACAAUUAAAGCAACAUAUCUUCGGAAAAAACAAUUACAAAGAGAGAAUAUGCACACUGAUGAAGAGACAGAAAUGGAAAUAGAAAGUCCUCCUGAGCCCCCACCACAGAGAGUUGUCAUGAAACAUAACACAGUGCCUAACAGAAUGAUGCAACAUGAUGCGAAUAUGCUAAUUGAAGCAGUUUCAUUUUCAUCAGCUGGGAAAGUUCAACCAUUUCUAGUUUCGGUCAGUUCUAAUGCUCUUCUUGUUCUUGAUAUCCAUUGUCAUUUGAAAAAGGAAGAAGUUUAUGGAUAUCUUGCGGGGACGUGGGACUUAAACAAUCAUAAUCUGAUGUUAACACACACAUUCCCAUGUUUGAUUAGUAAAAAUGACACAAGGCCUAGGGUUUUAGUGGAACUAGAAAUUCAAAUGGAAAUUGAAAAACUAGGUCUGACACUUUUGGGUUGGUAUCACUCCCACCCUACCAACCCUGCCAUGCCCAGCUUGAGAGACUGUGAUAGUCAGCUGGAAUAUCAAAUUAAAAUGAGGGGGCCAUCGGAAAUAUCCUACAUUCCUUGCAUUGGAGUUAUCUGCUCACCCUACAAUCCAGAGAGUCCGGUUCUCGAAUCUUCCUUAACAUUCUUCUGGGUGAUGCCGCCGCCAGAACAGAGACCUACAGAAUACCCACGGCCUUUAUUACUGCAAUAUAAUAUGGUUCAUGAUAGUCAUUUAUCAACACAUGCUAUGGAGCAAAUUAAGAAAAGUAUAAAAUACUACAUUACAUUCACAGAUGAUACGUUUGUUAAUUUUAAGGAUAAUUAUAAACCAGACAUAACAUUUUUAGACAAAUUAAAGUGUACUUUAACACCCAAAUUUCCAAGAGAACAAAGUGAUGGUUUGUUAUUACAUUUCAUAAGAGAUGAAUUAGGCUGUCCUUCUGAAAACGAUGAUAAAAUGGAUUUGGACGCAUUGUUGGCUGUGCCUCAAGUUAUUCCAGCCUGUAAACCUAAUCAGACUUCAUCUUCUAACUUUCCAUCAGUUAGUACAUUGCAGCAAAUGGUCAGUAGACCACCUGGUGUACCACCGAUUAAUGUGUCAUCGGCAAUGGGAUCUGUCUCCCCGCAUAAGUUUGAUACACCACCAUUGAACAUACCAGUAUUAUCGUCUUCUACGAAACCAUCUAAAUCAACUACACCAUCUCUUCCACCAACAUAUCCAACAGGCUUAGACAUGUUAACGAGCAUGGCUUUAGGAUUAGGAUCUCCUAAUAUGUCGCUUCCUCUAGGCACCACAGGAUUAGAGAGUUUAGCGGCUGCAAAUAGCAUGCUCACCGGUUUUAAUCCAGGCAUGUCCUCUAAUUUAUCGGCUUUAUCUUCUUCUAAGCUUCCCGAUCUUCCCUCAUACGCAGCAUCGCUACAGAAUCUAUCAAGUAAUAUUGUAAAUUUUGAAAAAACGUCGACCAGUACAUCAACAAGUUGUACAACAUCUGCCGCGCCUAUUCCAGCGAAUAUAGCCUCGAACUUAAUGAUGAGCUCCGCGGACAUAGCGAAUGCUCUGUUAUCGGCAAGUAAAUAUUCCAGCGCUGGAAUAUUGGGAAUACCGGACCCUAUGUCGAAGUCAACACUAGCCGCUAAUAACAUGUUUUUGUCCCCGUCUCUGCUCAAGAUGCAAGAGUCACUGCUUAAACCAUUGUCAAGUAGUAGUCCAAUACCUUCGAAAGUGGGUCUCGAUCAGAAUUUGAUGAUGAAAAGUCCGCACGAUUUAAUCAAAACUGGAAGCAAGGACUAUUUACCUCCAGACUUUGGAAGCAUCGGCAAAGCCAAAGAUAGUUCUCUAGACUCUAUGAAACAUACGGACCUAAGCGUAUCUAAAGGCGAAUCGUCUAAAUCAAUUUUGUCAGAACCUCAGGCGACAGACUACUCCCAGCUAGGUGGCUCGCCGCGAAUCGGGGGCGACCCCUUUUUGAAUCAAAUGUUAGAAUUGACUAAAAAAACGACACUUCCGGAUUACGUCACAGAUUUUAGUCAAAACCGUAAAAUUACAGAUGAAGAAAUUCAAAAAAUACAAUCAAAUCCGCUAUCAUACUCAAGUGCUGCUAGUAUUGCAGAUACUAUAGCACAAGUAGCGAUGGGAAACUUCAGUAAAAUGGACGAUGUUGUCGACUACAGUAAAAGUCAAGAUUACUCUAAUACUAAAAGUUUAAAUAGUGAAAAUGAAAACUAAUUACUAAAUAAUGAUAUAUUGUAUCAAUAUGUUGUUUAUUGUUUGGUAUGUGUGUGUAGUUGUCAAAGUUUACUAUGCUGCAUUUAUAGUAAGAAAUAUGUGUAUUUAUUUAUUUAUUUAUUUAAUAGGAACACUAACAAUAUACAUAUUAAAUAGUGGUAUACAUAACAUUCACAGAGAAAGAAUCAACUUCUGGUAUGUAUAUCAAUUAUAAGUGCACACAACAUUCACAAUCGCGUCAAGAUAAAAUACAUUAAAAAAUUAUUAUUAUUGACCUAUGCUUAACACAAUAUUUUAAAAAAAACAUCCAGAAAAAUAAAAAAUAAAUUAAAUGAAUUUUUUUUUAAAUAAAACAACAACAGGAUCUUAACGCACUAUUUUGAUGAUGGACUCGCUGACAAAAAGUAAUCAAUGAGCUUUUUUUUAAAAGUAAUGAAGCUGUCAUGAAAGAUGUCAAUGCCAUGUAUAACUUUUGUCAAUUCAUUAUAUCGAGCACAUAUGCGCACUAUCGGAGCCAGCUUUCCAAGACGAGUUUUCGUGAUAGGGGUAUGGAAUAUUUUAGUUAUGAAACUUCGGGGAUGUUUGCGAGGAACAGUGAAGGAUAUUCAAUGAAGUUGGUCACUGCACUUAACCUUAUUGUGAAUAAUUUUAUGCAGAAAACAUUGAUCGAGAAUAUCCCGCCUAUUGCGAAGAGACAUUAAUUUAUAUUCAGCUAGUCGCCGAUUGUAUGGCUGCCUGUGUGAGAAAGCGCUGGAAGGACAAAUAUCUAGUAAAGGCACGUUGUAUUCCUUUAACACGUUGAGAAUUUAAGCUGUAAAAAGCAUUCCAGAUGACGCUGGCGAAUUCAAGAUGGCUUCUUACGAAAGCGUUAUAUAGAAAGAUUUUAGUCCUGGACGAAAAACCCUUUGAAUUGCGUUUAAUGAAUCCCAAUAACUUUGCAGCUUUGUCAACAAUAUUGUUUGUGUGACUUGAAAUUUAACUUUUUUUCAAUAGUUUCCUAAGUCUCUUAUCUCAGAUAACUCUCUUAGGGUCACAUUAUCAAUAAAACAACUGGAGACGAGCGGUUUUUUCUUUGUUGUAUACUUUAUAUGGAAGCACUUGCUAGUAUUAAGAGUCAUGCUAUUGACUUUACACCAGUUAGUAAUAUUGUUAAGGUCAUCCUUUAUUAACUUUAUGUCUUCAACUGAUUUUACUGUUCUAUAUAUUUUUAAGUCAUCAGCAAAUAACGAGCAUGAACAAUUUUUUAUAACCUUAGUGAUGUCAUUUAUAAAAGCCAAAAACAAUAGAGGUCCCAAAUGGGAUCCUUGGGGAACGCCAGAUUGGGAGAAUAUUUUCUAGAUUUGAAGCCAUUCACAACAACUGCCUUAGAUCUCCGCUCCAGAUAAGAUUUAAUCCAAUUAGUUAAAGUGGAUCCUAUACCCUACUGCGAGAGUUUGUUAACAAGUUGACGAUGAUCAACUUUGUCGAAAGCACUACUAAAGUCUGUAUAUAUAGUGUGAACCUGUUGUCCCUUAUCAACCUCCGAUAGAAG